Molecule: messenger RNA, 1398 nt
Organism: Colletotrichum chrysophilum
Lineage: Eukaryota; Fungi; Ascomycota; Sordariomycetes; Glomerellales; Glomerellaceae
Exons: 2
Coding region: 1-1398 (465 amino acids)
Molecular function (GO): flavin adenine dinucleotide binding; oxidoreductase activity
Source: RefSeq, a predicted model, not a curated record
AUGUCAGCCAACUGGAACAAUUCGUACACUCAUCUCGACGACCCUAUCGAGAUGUUCUCGCCUGUGUACUCUGGCCUCACUUGUCUUCCUCCCAAUGUUUACGACUCUGGAAACUGCUCAAUGGGCGGAUACCCGUGGUAUGUUAUCAAUGCGACUUCGCCGAAGCACAUACAGGAGGGAGUUAGGUUUGCAAAGGAAACUGGGAUCCGGUUGGUGGUUAAAAACACGGGCCAUGACUUUUCUGGCAAGUCUGGAGGCGGCGAAUCCUUGAGCAUCUGGACGCAUUACUUGAAGGAUGUCGAGUACAUCCCAGAGGUAACAGAUGAGAUCGAGGGAUAUGCUGGGGCUGCAUUCAAAUGUGGUACUGGCGUACAGGCGUUUGAGAUUUACGAAAUAGCUCACAAGCACGGGAAUGUCGUCGUUGGGGGAGAGGGCCAGAACUCUGAUCUCUUCUGGGCUCUUCGAGGGGGCGGUGGCUCUACCUUUGGAGUCGCGACAUCGGUAACUGUCAAAGCAUUUCCGGAUAUGACCACCACAGCAGCGGCGUUCAAAUUCUCCACGGCAGACGGCAUUUCGAAUCUUACGUUUUGGGCGGGCGUGCGGAGUUACUUUGACUACUUUAUCGACAACGCAGAUGCAGGAACAUACUCCUAUUUCCGAGUUCUGGCGAAUAACCCGGGCCCUGGCCAUUUUACGCUUCAAAUGUCACCAUUUCUCGCUCCCAAUAAAACCCUAAAGGAUGUGGAGUCUUUGCUGGGCCCAUGGCUCACAGACCUUGCGGACAUGGGAAUUAAGUUGGCCCCAAAUAUUACUGAGUACGACUCGUUCUACCCAUCGUGGAAGGACUUCUUCCCAUUGGAGGGAGUGGCGAAGGUGAAUAUCCAAAGUGGCUCUCGCCUCUUCCCCCGAAAGAACUUCGAGUCUGAAGAUCUGAAACAAGCCACCUUUGAUGCUAUCCGGAAGUCCGUUGAGACAAAUCAUGUUUUCAUUGGCUUCAAUAUGAAGAUGGUUAGCCCGGACGAUCCUGAUAACGCGGUAAAUCCAGCUUGGCGCGAUAACAUUCUAUUCGCAAUACAGCUGGGAUCGUGGUCUAUCAACGCCACCGCAGAUCAGAUUCUCAAGAUCAGAGAGGAAUUUACUCAUGGCCACAUGCAGCGCUGGAGAGACGUCUCCCCAGGUGCUGGCUCUUACUUGGCGGAGUCAGAUCGCAUGGAGCCAAACUUUCAGCAAUCUUUCUACGGAGACGAGAAAUACACUCGCUUGCUUGAGCUGAAAAAGAAAUGGGACCCUGAAGAUGUGUUUUAUGCUGCAACUGCAGUGGGCAGCGAAUUUUGGACAAUUGAGACUGCCGAUGGAUUGCCUCAUGAGAAUGGAAGACUGUGUCGUGUCGAGGAGUAG